This is a messenger RNA of Aspergillus mulundensis, 198 nucleotides long. RefSeq lists its product as uncharacterized. The coding region runs from base 1 to 198 and encodes 65 amino acids. The transcript has 2 exons. Lineage: Eukaryota; Fungi; Ascomycota; Eurotiomycetes; Eurotiales; Aspergillaceae. The record is from RefSeq and is a predicted model, not a curated record.
AUGGUCCGUGCCGAUACUGACAAGUCCAAGGAUCAGGACAUCAGAUUCCUCAAGUCGGCUUCGGUCUCUGGAAGGAUCGUAACCGGGUUUGAUAUGGAAGUGCAGGAGCUGGAGCAAAUUGCGCAGUUGCAUAUGGGCUUGCACUUCAACGACCCUGAAACUUAUCUUCCUGGAAGGCCAGUGCGUUUGUUCGCUUAG